AGGAGAGUGAUACCGGAAACACUUGCGGCUACUGUUUUUAGCAUUAGCACGCAGUUAAAACGAACUUAAAAAAUGUCAUUAAACAGCACAGAAUAGUUAAAUUCUGAGGUUGUGGAAGCUACACGAACAGUCACGCGUUUAUUUAGGUGAUAAUAAAUAAAAAAUGAUAAUAAAUGAAGAUUUCAAUCGAUUAUUUAAACUGACAUCUGUUACGUCACUCAGAGGAUGCGCGUGCUGCCAUGAGGUUCACAGAGUCCUGAUAAAGUAAGAAAACCUCCACCUGUCUGUCGGUAUGUGCUCUCCACUCCACCGUGUUUCCAAACUCACAGAAAGUUUAGGUUUGAUCGGGUUUCAGGUGAGGAGGUUUGGGUGUUACGGUCCUCGUCCUCGGCUGGAAACACUUCAAACACCACCAACAACAUCAGACCUCAGAGCUAUAAUGGCUCAGAAGACCUCGAGGCUCAGUCUCACCUGCUCCAGGUACCUGUCAGGUUUAAGUCCUUCAGAGACCAGACCAGCUCGAGUGAAGAGAGUUUCUAUCGAGGGCAACAUUGGUAAGAUUCAAGUAUUUACGGGGUUUGUGGGGGAACAUUAUUCUUAUUAUUCAUAUUCACUGUUCACUGAUUUUAUCCACAUUUACACCACUGUGCAGAGGUUUGGGGAAAUACUUACAAAUGUACAAUACAAUCACCAUCUAUACUGCAGAAAAGAGCUAUAAGAAAAAUUCAUAAUACCGGUUAUAGAGAUCACACAAAUGUAUUAUUCUUAAAAUCAAAAACAUUAAAAUUCACUGACCUGGUUCAAUUUCAAACACCACAAAUCAUGUACAAAGCAAUAAUCUACUACUACUACAAUCUGAACAAUCUACUGCCUGGAAAUAUCCCAAAAUAGUUUUCUAACAGAGCUGGGGGUAAUCAUCUGAGGGGGGACCUUAACCUAAAGCAUCAGCAGUCCAAAAACAUGGUUCUCACCAGGUACAGGGAGGAAGAAGGGCAUUAACUAUCGAGUGUUCUCACAAAAGAUUAAUGUACUUAUUUAUUCUAUUUAUGUUGUACAUUUUUGUUAAUAUAAUUUAAUUUAGCUGGAUACUGACUGAUAUUAUUGAGUAAAGGAGAAGGGGUAGGUUUUAAAAAAGCAUUAUUAUUAUUAAUUUUUUUUAAGUUAACUCUAUUUUUAAUUUUACUCUUUUGCUUUGAUUUUUAUUAUUGUUGUUUUGAAUAUUUUCACUGGUUCAGUUUCCUUUUGGUGUUGCACGCACAUGUUCCAAAAAAGUAAUACAAUGAAAAAGAAAAAUAUAUAUUAUGGUGCCAAACUGUGAGUGUUGGUUUAUGCUGUUUCCUGUCGUCUCUCUCUACCAGCUGUUGGAAAGUCGACCUUUGCGAGACUCCUGCAGUCAGUUUGUCCAGACUGGGAGGUGAUGGCAGAGCCUGUCUCUAAAUGGCAGAACAUCGAAAGUGGGACCUCAAAGGUGAGCACCUCACCUGGCCUCAUUCUGCACCUUUAUCGGUCUUUACAACAUCAUUCAAAGAGAGUCAAAGUGCUGAUCAUGUCUGUGUGUAUCACUGAAAGGAGAAAGAAGCAGCAUCCCCUCAGACGACAGUCAGCAACCUGCUGCAGAUGAUGUACGAGGAUCCUCAGCGCUGGUCGUAUACAUUCCAGACAUAUUCAUGUAUGAGCCGCUUUAGGACUCAGCUGCAGCCUCCUCCAGCGCGCAUGCUCAGCUCAGAGGGAACUCCUGUGCAGGUGUACGAACGCUCAGUCUACAGUGACAGGUGAGUCAAUCAGGGAAAAAUAGGAUCAUUAAAAUGACAGUCGGGAGAACUACAUAGAGUUAUUAACGGUUUUUGAUACAUUAUCACUUUAUGAUAGUGGUAUGACAAUAGUAUUAUAAUUAAUUGGUGUUAUUAAUGUUAUUAUUAGUAUCACUGUACCCCACAGACUUUAUGUGGUAUUGAUAAAUGUCUAUUGAAAAAGCACUUUUCUUUAUUAUUCCUGUGUAAUAUUGAGCUCACUGUUUGUCCUGUCAGAUACAUCUUUGCCCUGAACAUGUUUGAGCUGGGCUGUAUAAACCCCACUGAGUGGGCCAUAUAUCAGGACUGGCACUCCCUCCUAGUGGAGCAGUUUGGACACCAGGUGGAGCUGGAGGGCAUCAUCUACCUCAGAGCUCCCCCACAGGUAUCAACUUAAGAGAUUUUAUAGUUCACUGAAGAGAUCAGUAAUGUUACAAUAAUUCAUGAGGAAAAACGAUGCCUUUAGAUCCUACUUUAAAAGUACAUGUUAGUAAUAUUGACAGCAAAUCCAAGUGGUUGACUAUCACAAGCUUAGAGACAUUGUGCUUUUGGUUCUUCAGAAAUGUAUGGAGCGUUUGAAACUUCGGGGGAGAGCAGAGGAGAAGGAAGUGAAGCUGGACUACCUGGACAAGCUGCAUGUUCAACAUGAGAAGUGGCUCGUUGAGAAGAGCACUGAGUGAGUGCUGAUGAGAUCUUCUGUGUCUGAAAAAUACAUGAGUAAAAAUUAACGUUAAAGAUUUUCUAUGUUAGGGUAGUUGCUGUAAUUGCUUGCAUGCAUUUCUAUUUUGAAAUAAAGUAAAUCAAACAGUGAAAGGACGAUCCUCCCUGCAGACACCAUCUAACAGGAUUCUGUUCCCGGUUUCCUGUUUGGCGAUUGAAAAUGCCUUUCCUUGCAGCUGUUUGCAGCUCGCCUGUGAACAGAUGACAGUCAGCAGUGUGUGGUCCGGGUCUUAGGGAAGAGUGUGAUUCAGCUCUGGCCUCUCUUUUCAGGAUACAUUUUGAGAAGUUAAAACAGAUUCCUGUGUUACAACUUGAUGCCAGUGAGGAGUUUCUAAGGGACCAGGAGGUGCGGGAACAGUUCAUAACAAAGGUUAGUUUUGAUUUAUACCUCUUGACAAAGAAACUGCUAUUCCAGGGACGACCACAAGAGGGCUCUGUUCUAAUGCGGCAGAUCUUAACUUGCCAUACUCUUAGAUACAGAUGCAUCUUACUUUCUGGUCUGAUGUUUUAUGUGUUUUAGUGACUUACAGUGCUUUUUUUUUUUUUUUUUACUCUCAGGUGAAAAACUUCUUUAACACUUUAUGAGGAGACAGCAUCGGGUGACGGAUGAAGCCAGUAAAACCUUUUAACUGACAUAUAAACCAAAACACAAGCCAAACCUCUCAUCAACAGAGAUUUAAAAUAAUAUUAAAGGUUUUUUUCUUUUUUAUAAACUACAGUCUCCUCAGAACCAUAACCUCAUGAAUCUCUGUAACUCUCUGUUUAAAUGUUUAAACUUUUUACAUCUCCAGUGUUUCUGUUGUAUGUUUGUUUAUUUAGACGUUCACUCUUGUAAAGUUACUCUCUGUACUGUACUUGACUUCACUUGAAUAGCACAAAACUGUGUCUCUUCAUAUUGAAUCAUAUAUCUGAGUGACUAAAAUGCAGGUUGGUCGGUGAUAAUAUCAUCUGUAGAUCAUAAACUGAUAUUUUUGCUGUUACUACUUUUACAUUUGGGAACAGUUGUUCUUGUUGACCUUGAAUAAAACAAAUGUCUUUUUCUCA
This is a messenger RNA of Xyrichtys novacula (pearly razorfish), 3554 nucleotides long. NCBI's taxonomy places the organism in Eukaryota, Metazoa, Chordata, Actinopteri, Labriformes, Labridae. The record is from the annotation of a GenBank genome assembly.